Messenger RNA from Gongylonema pulchrum, 213 nucleotides. The record is from the annotation of a GenBank genome assembly. Lineage: Eukaryota; Metazoa; Nematoda; Chromadorea; Rhabditida; Gongylonematidae.
AUGAAAAAAGUGAUACAGUUAGAUGGGGCGGAUCGUAUCAGUGAAUCAUCAACGGAAGAAGAAGAUUUGGACGAGGAGGAGGAGUACGAUCCGUUGAGAAGAAUUGCGAAUCGUAUUGAUGAGGAACAGGCAAAUGCACCUGAGGACGAGGAACAGGUUUCACCUGCCACUUUAUUUAGCAGCGUUGUGCCUCGUUAUCAAAGUGCGCCAUAA